Messenger RNA from Fundulus heteroclitus (mummichog), 11099 nucleotides. RefSeq names its product nck-associated protein 5. Gene Ontology annotation, biological process: microtubule bundle formation; microtubule depolymerization. Gene Ontology annotation, cellular component: microtubule plus-end. Lineage: Eukaryota; Metazoa; Chordata; Actinopteri; Cyprinodontiformes; Fundulidae. The transcript is spliced from 14 exons. The record is from RefSeq and is a predicted model, not a curated record. The coding region runs from base 938 to 5155 and encodes 1405 amino acids.
CAAAAAGGGAGCCGGUCCGUUCCUGCAGAGUGUUUGGGAGCGAGCGGGGUUUGUUUCUGCGUCCUGUCGUUGCUGCAUCCCUGCAGGGCAGCACAGUGACAACAUCACUGUUUAGGUUGGGCUGAAUUUACAAAUUGCUCUUCCAUGUUUCACGGAAAUCACUCAGACUGUCACCAUCUAGACAUCUGCCCGUGCAUUUGAUUUAAAACCAGCAGAAUGUGGAGUUAAAAACCAGAUUUCAUGUUUAAAGGCGCUGCUGAGCCCAGUGUGCCAGCGCCGUGCCGCCUGACCUAUCAGUGUGAGGAGCAAGCGUGCCACCUAUGAAGUCAGCAGCCCCCAACCCCCACCCUGAACACAUGUUCAGCAUCCUCUGGGCAAAGGCUGAGCCACAGCUGAGAAUCAGCGUAGGAGAGAGGGAGCAGUGGAGUGGAAGUAUGGCUGAGCAUCAGAAAAAGACAGAAAUAGAGCGAUAGAGGAGUGAAUCGGAGGCAGAGGGGGGAGGAGAGGAGGACGGGUUUCACUCAGGCGCUGCUGCUGCUGCUGCUGCUGCUGCAGACUGACGGAGAAGCCUGCCGUCAGGUCUGGACCUCACAACCGUGUGGAUUUGGUCUCAUUUGGAAUUUGUCACAUCUGGAUCCGCGCACGGCUGCAGACGGAGGACGAGGAUGCGGCUGGAUGCUCGGACGCGUGCAACCAGGAUGCCUGCUGCCGCUCUGACCCACAUCGCGGAGUCGUGGCUCUUCGGGUUGUCUGCCGAAGUGAUGCAGACGGCGAACCUCUGCAGAGAGCUGUCAGCCUGCUGACUCCGCCGGCCUCUGUCUGCGUGGACACGCACAGCAACACCGUCAAGUCGGAUCCAGAAUAAUAAUCCCCAGCCGGUGAAAGAUCUGAGCGCUGAGAGAGACGGAGGGUGCCGCCUGAGCCGGGUGAACAGCAGAUGGUGACACUGCAGCAGCACUUCUCCAGCAUGGAGGAGACUGUGCGAUCCCUUCUACAGAACCAGGACCCGCUGGAAGGACCCAAAGUGGACCCACUGGACUUAAUGAAGGCAUACAAGGAUAAACUGCUGGAGGAGAUGUGGAAGCAGCAGGACAGUCUGGAGGCUCCCACAGCCUCAGCGGCGGAGACGCCGUCCUCCCCGGAGGCCGGCGGCGGCACAGAGGACGACCCAAAGGACACCAAUCCUCUGCUUGAGCGCCUUCGAGCACUGGAGGCGGAGAACUCGGCUCUGUCCAUGGAAAACGACAACCAGAGGAAGCAGUACGAACGCUGUCUGGAUGAGGUGGCGAACCAGGUGGUGCAGGCCCUCCUCACACAGAAGGACUUGAAAGAGGAAUGUGUGAAGCUGCGGACCCGUGUGUUUGACCUGGAGCAGCAGAACCGAAUACUGAGCGUCCUGUUUCAACAACGUGUCAAAACGUCCACCUCUCCCGUCUCCCAGGAGGUCCAAAGAAAUGGAAAAGCCAAAAGUAUUCCUGCAGGAAGAUGGCCCAGCCUGCUGAGCCUCACAUGCCCACGGAGCAGUGGCAGCGGCAGUAGCAGCGAGCUGUCAAUCUCCAGCACUUGCAGCGAAUACUCCAGUGGGUCUCACACUUGGGCAGACGGACGCGGGUUCUCCAAGCAGUGUGCCUCCAGCCGCGACAAGCGCAUGAGCACAGGCUCGGUAUCUAGCAAUCAUUCAGUGUUCAUUGAGCAAACUGACUUGGGAUGGAAAGAGGGCCAUAUUCUGAAGGGCCUAAAGCAUCUUCAGAUGAACAAGCCCAAGGAGGCAACCUCAGCUGCAGCUCUGCCACACUGCAAAGACUGUAUGACCUCCAAUGAGGGCAUAUAUUCUUCUGGUGUCAAGUCCCGCCAACAAGCGUCUCCAGUUAAGAAAACUCCAACAAGUAAGCCUUUCAUAGCUGAAGCACAGGCUUCCAUUCUGGACUUUGAUGAUGCAGAUGAGGAAUCACCUAAAUUACCUAAGAGAGACGCUGAUGACCAAGAGACAAAAGAACACCUUCAUUUGGACACGCUGGAGGUUUCUGGGGACGACGACAAAGGUUCUCAAGACGACUCGAUUCUUCCGGCUAACUCUGGUCUUUUCCCGUCACCCGACUUUGACAACUUUCUAUUUCUAGAUGGUCCCACAGUCAAACCUGGUGUGAGCCCAACAGAUAGCCUUACAAAGUCUGAAGGAAUCAACCAGAACUCAGCAGACAAGCACAGGUCAUCAGUGGGAAAGAUCAGCGAUAGAAACAAUAACCAGGAACGGUCCACUGAUCGUAAAUCCAGGGUUGACUGUAACCAAAGGCAACAAGGCAGACUUCCUCUCAAAGAGCCAGAAGCAGAGGCGAAUGAUGUAAGCUCCUCAGUUCAGCACUCUGCAACAAGAGCCCUGAGCUGCAUGAAUGAAGCCAGACAGCGGAGCUCCUCAAUGGAAGUGCCUCAUUGCAGAGACCAGGCAAAUCAAGCAGAUCAGGAAAACAGCGACUGGACCAGCUCAGAAUCUCCCCAGAGGAAACCAAAACUUCAGUUUUGUGACUCAGCAAGGAAGGCUUUUAUUCUGAGAAGCAAGAGUGCAGAUGGAGGCCAAGAGCAACUCAAGCAUACCCACUCUCCUCUACAUCAAAAGCUUAUCAAGGGUCAAAGGCCCAAAGCACAGACAAACCCAAAUCCUGCAGGGCAUAGCGCUCCAAGCAAAAGGGCAAACCCACACGGUUCGAGCAAGUGUACAUUACCUAAAACUGAAAAAGAUCAAGAUGUUUCAGCGUCAGUAGGCUCCAAGUCCCUUGAGUGUGUGCAGCAGCUGUCCCCACUUGCAUCUCCUGUAAAACAGUCAAAGAUUCUUAAGUCACCAGGCAUCAAGGACAGCCUAAAAAGUCCAACAAAGCCGCCCGCCAGAGUCUCCAGCAAUGAAUCUGUUGAAGAGAGCAUCUAUGACAACCUGCCCUGUUCACCGAGGAAACAGAGACGCCAAGAACAGCGCUGUGAUACGUUCACUUCAGAGCGAAGAUCUCCAUCGCCGCCACUGCCACCAGGUCGAAGCACUUCUCUUCUCCUUAGAACUGGGUCCGAGAACGCAACCAAAGACCAAAAAAUGGCAAGUCAGACUAAAAGUUCAACCACUGGCAAGCCGUCAUCAGCUGUGGCCAAGACAAAUACAGAUUUUAGUUCACUUUUAGAGACUCAACAAUCCAAUGUCAUGAAAGAAAAUCAACGCACUGACCUGCAGACGACAGAUGUCCCUGUCAAAACCCACAUUACCAAUGCGUCAAAGAUUCCUUGUGGCGCCAUUCAAGAGUCCCAAGGCCCAGAUUUAGUUCAGCUGGGUAGACUCACCACAUGCUACAAUGAGAAUGGACCUCCAGUUAUAUCAACCAGUCAGAACGUCCUACAAAGAUCCCAACAGAGUAUAAGUGAGCCUAAACUUUCCGAAGUCUUGCCCACUGCUUUCUCUAACGUUUACUACCAUGGGCUUCCCAGCAAUCCCCAGACUUCUGCCUCGAAUGGAGUAAAAAGGGCCCUUCCUGUGAAUGCUAAAUCUCAGGAGGCAAUCUCUGGACAGAACACCAGUACCUUCCUGAUUUUUGGGAGUCAGACUACAGAAGACGCAAACGGCCUUCAGACCUUUCAAACAUUCAGAUGUGAUCCCCAGGUGAUGCAUGAAUAUGGUGCACGGGAGAAGUCCUGCAAGAAGAUUGAGACCCGCUGCAACUCCCUGGAUUCUGAGCCUCUCCAGCCCGUUGCGUCCGACACCACUGGGAUGUUAGAUUGGGGAUUCGAUGAGCAAGGUUGGCUGUUUAAACGCUCCGUGUCGGUGUCGACCCGACCUCUUCUCAAGCCAGUGAUGGGCAUGAACGGAGCUAAGGCUCGUAGUCAGAGCUUUGGUGCACGCUACAUGGACAGACCAAGCUUCAACAGAUCUGGAAAGGUCCGAACCCAGAUCAAAACCCAUUCAGGGAGCUCACUGAAUUCUCUUGGGGAUGUCCUUCCAGGUAGCAUGAGCUGCUCCAGUAGCUACCACUUUCCAAUGAAUAGAUCCCUUUUGAACAACUUUUUGAUUGAGGAAGGAUUGACGGGUCCCUCACAUCUGGGUUCCUCCAGUGAAAGACUCCAGAGUCUAAAGCUCCAGCGGGAGCAGGCUAGGCGCCUUCAGAUCGAGCAGCAGUUUUCAAGCGCCUUUGGAGAGCCAGUGUCCGAGGAACCCGAGAGACAAAGCACUAUAACCACCAUCGAGGAGAAAGUGAUGCUUGGAAUUGAGGAGAACUUGCACAAGUCACAGGAACAUGAGAAAACCAAUGAAGUAAAGCAAAAGUCUGGCUCAAGCAUCGCAAGUUGGUUUGGUUUUCGCAAGAGCAAGCUUCCUGCUCCAAGCAGCAAAAAGACGGAUCCACCAAAAGUGAAAGAAGAGAAGCGAGAACAAAAGAUUACGUCUCUGCUGGGAGGGAAGAGCACAAAGUCAGACAAGAAGAAAGACAGAAGGAAAAGUGAUGGAAAAGAGUGCUCGGUGGCAAUGAGAGAGUCCCAUGAUGCAGUGCGGGCUUGCAUCUCAAUGCCCUGCCCAGGGAUGACCCUCAGUGAGAUCCAAGGACAUGCCAACAUCACCGGGGACCCUCAGAUGAUGAACCGAAGACCUGAUGGUGAAAACGGAUCCAUCGUGAAGAGCCCCAGCCAGGAUGCAGUAAUAGGCUCGGGCUGCAAGAUGCGGACGUUGGACAGUGGAAUCGGGACUAUUCCCCUCCCAGAAUCCUGCUCCUUCUUCUCCUCCAUCCUCAACUUCCUACCCAAAUCCUCGUCAACCCCCGAGCAGUCCCUCAGCCCCCCCAGUGUUCCCGGUUCCUCCAGUGAAGACGUGUCCCCUUCUCCAUUACCCCGAUGGAGGGUUCCUUCCAGCUUCAAGGACAGCAGCCUCGCAGGAGUGCCGAGCUCGCUGUCCGACUCCUCCAUGAUCCAUAUCCCGUCAGUGCCUUUCCCCACUGUGGCCUUCCUCCAGCCCAUCCAGCCCUCGCCUCAACCCAUUAUCACCCCAGCCAGUGUGUGUGACACCCAGAGCAGGCUGCCCAGACCGCCCAGAGGUGGGACGGAACCAAAGAAGCUGACCCACAUCAAACCCAAAACACGAGCCACCACAAACCAACCGAAAGUCCAGACAAGACUUCAGCUUGCUAACUAGCAUGUCAACCUGAACUGGAAUCAUCUCCUCACCUCACGCAGACGAUCGCUGCAGGAACACUUUGAACACGGCGUGUCGGCGUAUCAGGAUGGCGCCCACAGAUCAGGACAAAGCGGACUUCCUCCAGCCGGCCUCAGUGAAACGCUGAGAUACAGAACCGCAUUUCAGAUCUGCUCAAAAAACCCACUGGCUGCCAUUCUGGAGGUCUGCGCCUUUUUGGAUUCGGCUGUGAAACUAGAACUCUGCUCCAAACGCCAUCUCGUUCACCCGCUCAUCGUAUUGUCUUUGUUAUAUUGAGGACGACGUAGCAGACAGAGGUAGCCAGGUGUUUUUGAACAGCUGUUCACCAGGUAUGACUGUAUAAUGUCACAUAAAUAACCGACAGCAGGAUCCACCGGGGGAACAAUCUAAAAUCUGGAGGGAAAUUAGCUGUUUUUGCUAAAAAAAACAAAAACAAAAAAGAACAAAAACAAGCUGCAACUCAUAUCGUCUGUCUUUAUAUCACUGAGAUUAAAUAUAAUCACAUUAAUCAGCUGUUAUCCAUUUUCUUUUUACUGAAUCCACUCACCACAAAGCUAACUGCAGGUAAAACAAUGUCACAUCCUUCAAAAUCCUCUGAAUAUUAGCAAUGAAAAGCUAAUUAAUAAACCAUGCAACUGAAGAUGCAGCCUGUGAAGUAGGAGCUCACAUCUCUGAUGUAUGUCACCUCAACUUAAAGUUUUACCUGUCCUAAAACCAGCGGUGAUCAGGCUAACCAUCGUUAGCAUGCAAGCUAAUAACAGCUUCUCAUAUUUUAGCCAUUUCAGCACCAAAGGAGCUGGUUUUCUAACAGAUCUUGUGUUUAUUUAUGUUUAUUGUGAUACAACUGCUUUCCUGCAGUUAUUAUUAUAAUGUUAAAAACAUUUCUUAUAACAUAUCAGAGCAAUAACCUGUUUAAAUCAUGCAAAAGUUGAUAAAGAGACAAACACAUUUUUUUAGAGCAAUUACUCUGUUAAUGCAUUUUCUGUCUCUAAAUUCUCAAAAUUUAAAUAAUUACUCCUAAUCAUUAGCAUUAAAAUGCUAAUGUUAGCGUCGGUUAAUCUUUUUUUCUGUGCUCCCCAUAUUUUCUCUUUCAUAUUUGAUUGCAGAUAAUUUUUUGUUGUAUUUGAAACUGCAGCAUGUUGUGACAGUGAAGCACAUUGAUCAGCGUCUUUUGCUGCUUUUGAAUAAGAUACAAAAUUUAGCUUUUGAGAUUAGCAUGCUAUCAAUAGCAUCAGCACAUAUUAAAAGCUAUCAUUUAUUUUGAUAAAAAAAAUAUAGAAGCAAAUGUUCACCCUAGUCAAAGAAUAAAAUGUAUAAAUUAUUUAUAAUGCAUAAAUUUAAAUUAAGCAACGUCACCUUAACAUUUUGCUGUUUACAAAAGAUUUAUAUUAGCAUAAAAAGUUACAGAAAGGUGACAGUAACUUUUUCUGCUGCUCUCAUCCAAAUUCAAACACCUGUUUCUUUAACUAAAAAGAGCUUAUGUAUAUUUUCAAAACAAGAAUUUUAAAAACAUGAAUUUAAUAUGAAUAUAUCUGCACAUCUUCACUCAUGCUUUGUGUAGUUAGUCAACCACAGGAAAUGGUAGCAGUUAAACAGUAAAACUGGAGCUUUUCACUGAAUCUCUUUAUUUAUUGUUCUGGGUUGUCUUAUUAAACUUCUACAGGUUAGUAGUUGAGACUUAAACAAAGCAUCCAGUUUAAGCACGGCACAUAUUAUAGAGGUUAAUGUUGCAUUAAUUAAUGCUACCUGGAAGAUUAUUGAAGCUGCUCUGUUGAGAAAUUAUCAGCUGUCAGUAUCCUACUGAUGUUACACCGUUCAGGUUUUUCCACAGUUUUGCUAACCUUCAAAUUUCUGCCAUCUUAAACAAAAUCAGCCUUAAGACUGUUGUUGUGUUUCACCCAAAUACUAUUUAACAAACCUCUAAACCAGUUACGGCUGUGUGGUCCCCCAACUGCAAUUCAAUAAUUAUUUGGCCCAAAAGCUCAGGUAGUUGAUACAGAUGGAUCCUUUUUACACUUUUCAGAGCAAAAUUAUUACAGACAAAGUAAAAUCUUAUUGCAAUUGAACAUGUUGGGUACAAAAAAAAGUAUUAAACUUUUAAUUACCACAUCUUUUGUAUCCUUUUUAAAUUCAUAGUGAAUAGAACCACAUCUGUCCAAUGACUUUUACUCAAAAAUAGGCUUUGGUUCACAAAGAUCUGCCUUUAACUCUUAUUAACAUUGUACAGCAACUGUUUUCAAAGAUAGACUGACCCAAAUCCUGUUCUUAAUGCAGAGAAUAGACAAAAAUUAGAUAAAAAAACUGAGAUGGUCAUCCAGUUAGCAAAAUAAUUUGUAAACUGGAUAACCAUGUUGUAAUAAGAUAAAUUUGCUUUAAAGUUACGUAUCAGCAGCGAUUUAUGCAUCCAUUUCAUUCAGAAAAUCUUUAUUCUUUAUGUAAAAUAUUGCAUCAUAUUUUGUAGAGCAGGAUAAAAAAGCUGUGUACAAUCUGGGGUAAUUACAUUUUUUACCUAAAAUGUAAGGGGGGGGGGUGGCCCGUGAGUGCUUUUGACUUAUACUUUUUUAUUUGUUGUCAAGAACUGAGGACACAAAACGGAUUUUUAUUCUUUUUAUUGUUCUAAAUCAACUUAUUAAAAUGUGACUGCAGCUACAACAAUACCAUAUCCUUCAAAAACAUUUGCAAUAUCACCAGUUCAAGAAUGUAAAAAAAAAAUCCUGCACAUAUUUAUUAUCCAUAAUACAAAUAUUUAUCACCCUCUGAUAGAAAAACCACCACCCAGGCUACCAGGCCACCAGGGGGGAACUAGAACCCUGGUACUUUGGUUUUACACCGGUUCCUUCAGGAAGUACCAGCCCGGUUCCUGGAAAAGGUUCCUGGUUCUAACACAGAACAGAGUUUCACAUAAACCGCCUUUACAUGUUAAAACUGGCAGAAGUCCACUUUAGAACCGGUUCUGCUACGAACAGCAGUUAUUCAAAGUUGAUCAGACACUCCAGAGGUAAGAUGCUGUCUCCUUACAUUGGCUGCACAGAACCCCUCUUCCAACCUUUAAAGCAGGUUUAAGGAUUUGCAGGCAGACCUUCAUAAUGGUGCCGGCUCGGUGUAGGACGACGGAGUCGUGCCCAUUUCCUCUUUCCGUCUGUGUCUCAACAUUUCUGUAAAUGUUUGUUCAAAGAUGUGAAUCUGGAACUAAGAGGAAGGUCUGAUCUGAAAUCAACUUUCUAAGACAUUUCUAAACGUUCUAACAUCAGGACUAAAAGGUUGGAUAUGAAUAUGUAGCUCCAUGACUGAGCUACCUGACAGAGGAAAUGUGAAUAUUUAGGUGUGUUUAAAGCUUUCUUUUGCCACAGUGUUUAGCUCUACUUGCAUGAAUUCACCUUUGUGUUUCUUCAAACCCCAGAACUACAACGUCCUGACAUCCAUCACUUGAAUCUUUCUGUUAAAUAUUCCAGAGACAUUUCAGAGAAUCUGUCACUGCUUUGUGCGUCGCGCUCCCAAACUGAAUCCGCUGGAGAAAUGCAUUUCCACCUUGUGUCCACAGUGAUGACAUCAGGAGGACGGGUUCUGCAUGAAACCUUUGCUAGGAAGUACAACGUGGCAGCAAAGUCUUACUUGCUCAGGGAAAAGAACCGUUUUCUGUCUCUGAUCGAUGCCGUGGAUGUGUUGGGCUGUAAACAUUUCAGUUCAGAUCCUCUAUCUUCCGUUUGAUGGUUGGACGCAGCGCUGCUUAUGUUCUCCUUUCUGGAAUAAUGACGUUUUGAUGUUUCUUCUGUCUGUUUUACUGCUGAUCAUGUGUAGAUACGGUACUCUCCAAACACCCUCACAGAAAACGAAUGCAACUGAAUCUACAUAUCAGAAUAUAGCCAUAUCCUGUUGGCCUGCAGUAGUGGACGUUUAAACACGCGCAGCACUGUAGCGUUGCACGCUUUCAUCUGAUUGUCGUACUGCUUUUACCUUUCAGCUCCAGUAGCUCACUUGCUGCAUGUUUAUACUGUUUGUUGAAGGUCAUUUUUCAAAAUAUCUGCAGCCUGCAGCUGUUUUUACUGCAGGAAAGGUUCUGAUCCGGUUCCCCAUUUCUUUGUGUUUUCAGUCCCAGCAGCCAGAGUUUAAAAGUGAUCUUGGUCAACGGUUCUUCAGGCUUUCUGAAGGAUUUUUAAGGGUUUUCGUGUAACUUUGGAUGCAUUUUUAUCUGUUUUCUGUAUAGGUCCAACAUAAAUCACUCGGACAUGAAAACCCGAGAGAUGAACCGGCGCUAUGCUGAAAAAUAAGAGACGAUUUAGCAAAGAACCGGAUUUGAAUCGGAUCUUUAGGAAACAAGUUGACUCCUGUUUCCUCUCACAGGCAAAUUAAUUAACAGGAACAUCUGUAGACAAAAUUAAAACAGCGGCCGCUAAUCACUUUUUCAAAUAAUUUAUUGAUUCAAUUUCUUUUUUUUUUACUUUCACAUUUUUUACACACAAAAAUUAAAGAUUUUCAGAAUUAAGUUCCAGAAUUGACAAACUACAUAAAAUAAAUAAAUAUUCACAGAUCCUGAAAUAAAAAAGGUUGAGUAUUCAAAAGUCAAAUAAGAUCAUGACAGCAACUCAAAGAGAAAACUAUUUUAAUGUAUUCAUAUAUUCAUAAACUUAUAAAUAACUUGUAAUUAUUAACUGCAUGAGUUUGUCUGGUUAAAAUUUGCUUUAUGUCUACGUUAACUUCACACAGGUGGGUGAGAUUAAAAAUGGGAUGCAGAGACUCUAAAAAACGGUGUGCACGUUAACAAACAGCAACAGUUUAUCAAACGUUCAUCUCAAUCUUAAACGUUAAAACAUCAGAAAACGGAGCAGAGAGUAAUAAUUGAAAUAAAAACUGCUAGAAAAGAUCUAAUUGAUGCUUCAGGCUUCUGUUUAGCUAACAGCUAAAGGCUUUCUGAUGAGCCGUUUCACUGCUAAAGCGGGGCGAUGCAGAGAUAAGGAGCUGAUUGGGCAUUUUAAACUCUUUGCUCUCAUUUACCGAGUGAAGUGAUUUCAGAAGCAGCUCGGUUCUGCCUCUCUGGCUCUAGGAAACCAAACAUAAGAUGAAGAGCAUUACAGACAAGCCUGAGCAUCCUCUUCAUCAGACGUACAGCAACAGAGUCUUCCUCAGAGCCGCUGUAACCCAGACCUCUGCAGGAGAUCCUUCCUGCCUGCAGCGUCUGCAGCAGCUCCUUUAAACCAGGAGGUUCAUUUCAGCCAGGAUUCAUUUUUAAUCUGCUUUAAUAGAACCUGCUGAUGUUUUGUUGGUUUAGGAGGAAAAUGCAUCAGAAUUAGUUUUCAUCAAAAACAGCAGCAGGGUUCAGAUGCUCCUCUAAAACUAACUCAUGUCCACUUCUGCACACGAUGAAUGGCCUCUGAGGGCCCGGCACGUCCUGCCAGGCGGCACCAAGGAGAUAAAGUCCUCUUGUCUGCAGAUCCGGUUUGCUGUCGGUUCUUUGCUAAUCUGCCCGUCAGGUGCAACGUGACUGAAAACGACUAAUAAAGCACUCAGAGAACGUCUGGGGAACCAAGAACAGCCAAUUCAGGAAAGCAAAGUGCAGUUUUAUUUGUGUUUGCUGGAAAAUGUAAAUUAACGGGGAUCGGAUCGGGACUUUUAAAAGUGAAAUAAGUGAAAUAUAGAACCUGUAGCGUACGUGUGAGAGGGGAGGAUCAGGGAGCAGGUCUGAUCCGGGCGGAUGGAGCGGGUCGUAUUUUUCUAACAUUUACUCUAACGUCUUUGUAACUCAGCACUGAUGAGUGUUUUGAACAUUUAUUGCACAAACUGUCUCUCUCUGUUGCAGUGCUUUUGUUUUUUUUUCUGAAUCCAAUAAUUGAUGUUCUCGUGUGACGGUCACCGUAGCAAACUCAGAGUCGUCUCUGACUGGUAAUCUCUGUAUAAUGUCCAAAAAUAAACUAUUUCAGUACUUCCA